Fonsecaea nubica is the source of this 1638-nucleotide messenger RNA. RefSeq lists its product as hypothetical. Gene Ontology annotation, molecular function: transmembrane transporter activity. The transcript is spliced from 5 exons. Gene Ontology annotation, cellular component: membrane. NCBI's taxonomy places the organism in Eukaryota, Fungi, Ascomycota, Eurotiomycetes, Chaetothyriales, Herpotrichiellaceae. The coding region runs from base 1 to 1638 and encodes 545 amino acids. The record is from RefSeq and is a predicted model, not a curated record. Gene Ontology annotation, biological process: transmembrane transport.
AUGGGCCGAUGGCGUGGACGUCUUUAUGCGACUGAUCGUGCAAGAGACUUUGACCAUGAGCGAGAUCGCCAUGUCCGUGUUCGCCAGAUCUACGAAACCAUCGACCGACAGCCUUUCCAAUGGGUCGUUGUCCUCGUUGCAGGCGUGGGAUUCUUGCUUGAUGGAUUUUCAUUGUUUGCUGGGAAUAUCGCCCUACCUAUGAUCUCCUAUGUGUACUGGAAGGAAGAAGUCUCGUCAUACCGAGUGACCUGUAUCAACAUCGUCACCCUUGCGGGCACCCUCGUCGGUCAAGCUACCUUUGGCUUCCUCGCUGACAAGAAAGGUCGAAAGACAAUGUACGGAAUUGAGUUGCUGCUACUCAUUGCUUCAACCUUGGGUGUGGUCAUGAGCUCUGAAGGCUACAACGGAAGCAUGAGUGUUUUUGCCUGGUUGAUCUGGUGGAGGAUCAUGGUGGGAAUCGGCGUAGGAGCUGACUAUCCACUCAGCGCCGUCAUAACUGCAGAGUUUGCCCCCACCAGACACCGGGCGCGCAUGAUGGCAAGUGUGUUCUUCAUGCAACCACUUGGACAGAUCAUGGGCAACCUGAUCUCAUUGAUCGUGGUCGCCAUAUCCCGCCGCUCAAACAACGAUGACCUGCAGCGCUCCGUGGACAUCAUGUGGAGGUGGAUCAUCGGUAUUGGCGUGGUGCCUGGAGUGGUCGCUUUGAUUUUCCGUUUUGCCAUCCCAGAAACCCCAAGGUUCCUCCUCGACAUCGAGGAUGACCCAGUUAAAGCUGAGUUCGAUGCAACGCAGUUGUUCGGGGAGACUUCCAUGAACAACGAGCUGGAGAUUGGAAUGUGGUGCGACUCUCUAGAGGAGUCAAAUCUUUCCAACAGAUCGUUCGAUGAGCGUUCGGAUGCCAGACCCUCGUACACAGUGACCCCUGCCCCGCUGGCGACGUUGAAUUCCUCCUGGAAGAUAUCAAAAGCCGACAUCAAACAGUAUUUCUGGACCGAGGGCAACUGGCGUACCUUGAUGGCUGUGUCAAUGUGCUGGCUUCUGUUGGACUUUGGCUACUAUGGAAUUGGCCUGUCAAAUCCUCAGUUCCUUGCGAAGACCUGGGGUAGCCUGCACAUCGCGAACCCCCAGCCGAUCUGGAAGACAAACGAUGACCCUAGCACUGACAUCUAUGACAUGUUCAUGAACACAUCGGUACAGGCGCUGGUCGUUUUGAACACGGGAAGUUUCGCAGGAGGGAUUCUUUGGAUUCUUUCGGCGUCCCGGUUGAACAGGGUGUCCUUGCAGAAAUACGGGUUUUUGGCCCUCGCAGCGUUGUUCAUUGCAUUGGGCACCGAGUUCAUUGUAGUCCAGGAAGAAGGGGCUCUGGCAAUCACGCUGUACGUGAUUGGACAAUUCCUGUUCAAUUUUGGGCCCAACUCGACCACCUACAUCAUUCCUGCUGAACUAUUCCCCACCCGUUAUCGAUGUACCUGCCACGUUUGGAUCCUCGUCACCGGGCGACAACCAGACGAAGCGCUAUGGGACGAUCCUAGUGAUCUUCAGCGCGUGUAUGAUUUUGGGGGCGGUGGUCACGCAUUUUUGGAUUCCCGAGGUGCAAGAAAAGGCGAAACGCGGCUCAAUUUGGUCAGGACGAAGUAA